AUGUCUCGGUUUGACCACCGCAACGUCAUGAAGCUCAUCGGAGUCUCCAUUGAGAACAACAACACUCUCUACAUAGUGAUGCCCUUCAUGACCCACGGGAGUCUCCUCUCUUACCUGAGGAACCACAGAACCGAGCUUACACUUGACAGUGAGGAGGACGAUGACCUGGUGCAGUCCACUGGUAGAAAGUUGCUGUCGAUGUGUCUCCAGAUUGCUAAGGGAAUGGAGUACCUGGUCAGUCAGAAGUUUGUUCAUCGAGACCUGGCAGCUAGGAACUGCAUGAUUGAUGAGAGUUUUGUGAUCAAGGUGGCUGACUUUGGUCUAUCAGAGGACAUCUAUGCCAGGAACUACUUCAGACAGGGGAGGGGAGCCGAGGAAGGGGAGACUCCCGUGAAAUUGCCUGUCAAGUGGAUGGCGCUUGAAAGUUUGAACGACGGCAUAUUCUCAGAGAAAACUGAUGUGUGGUCUUUUGGUGUAACGUGCUGGGAGGUAAUUUCCCUGGGGAAAUCCCCUUAUCCUGGGGUCGACCCCUUCACUCUCAUAAAGUACCUGGAGAGAGGAGACAGACUGGAGAAACCUUCCAACGCAGCCUGCUCUACUGAUGUGUAA
Molecule: messenger RNA, 609 nt
Organism: Geodia barretti
Lineage: Eukaryota; Metazoa; Porifera; Demospongiae; Tetractinellida; Geodiidae
Source: the annotation of a GenBank genome assembly